Messenger RNA from Chelonus insularis, 649 nucleotides. RefSeq lists its product as uncharacterized. The record is from RefSeq and is a predicted model, not a curated record. Lineage: Eukaryota; Metazoa; Arthropoda; Insecta; Hymenoptera; Braconidae. Bases 52 to 546 code for a protein of 164 amino acids. The transcript is spliced from 7 exons.
UCCUAGUAAAUUUGAAAUAUUUAGUUAAAAAAAUAAUAGAGCUAAAAAAUAAUGAUGAUCAAGCUGCAACAUUUUACUGUUUUUAUUCUAAGUGUUCUAGUUCUUGUGGCGAAAGCUGCAAUAUUGUCACCCUCAACAAAUGACGUUAAUAUGUUUGUUCAGAACCUGGAAAACUCAAAAUCUUCAAAUUCAACUCAAGGUUUUAAUGUGUCUGUUCCAUUGAACGUAACCAAAGCUAGUCUCAAUACAAACGAAACUAAUGGAGGUAACAGCACAAUUAUGGAUAUCUUAAAAUCUUCAAAUUUAACUCAAGGUUUUAAUGUGUCUAUUCCAUUGAACGUAACAGAAGCUAGUCUCAAUACAACCACCACUGAACAAGGUUAUAUAUCAAGCACAACUGAGUCAGUUACUGAAGCACCAGUAGUGUUCGAUAUGUUGGGCCGAGGAUUUUCUAAGCUCAGCGGUUACGUUUCAAACCUUUUCUCUAGUGGAUAUGGUUCAGAAUCUGGAAGAAGUUUGGGUGGUUCGUUUUGGAGUAUUAUUUAAAUGAUUAUAGAGAACAUUUUAAUAUAUUGGCGUAUAAUUACUCAACACAUACAUUAAUUAAUUAAAGAAAGAUAUUAAGUAAUAAUAAUGUAACAAUUGAUUC